Haliotis rufescens (red abalone) is the source of this 2321-nucleotide messenger RNA. RefSeq names its product interleukin enhancer-binding factor 2-like. The transcript is spliced from 15 exons. Bases 102 to 1277 code for a protein of 391 amino acids. The record is from RefSeq and is a predicted model, not a curated record. Lineage: Eukaryota; Metazoa; Mollusca; Gastropoda; Lepetellida; Haliotidae.
CCGCUAUCCACAGCAUCGAGUGCGUAAUUUUUACGCAUGCGCAAUCGUCACCCGGUACACAAUAUCCGGACGCCAUACACGUGAAUCAAAAUAUCACAAAUAUGAGGAAUCUCCGAGGACGUGGGGGACCUCCGAUGAGGGGAGGGAUGAGACCAUCGCAUCCCCCAUUCAAACCUGGACCUCCAUUCAGAGCAUUUAUCCCCCAUAUACCAUUUGACUUGGUACAGUGCGAGUCAACAUUUCCCCGUGCCAAGACAGCCCCAGAGGAGAAGGCUCUCACUGAGUCCCUGUUAAAGAGGAACACAGACCUAACCCCUACAGCUCAGGAGCAAGCCUCCAUCCUGGCCCUCGUCACCAAGAUUCAGGGCAUCCUGGACAACCUGGUCAUCGCACCCGGCACAUUCGAUGCCGCUCAAGUGGAGGAGGUGCGACAAGUUGGAUCUUUCAAGAAAGGCACCAUGAUGGGCGGUCACAAUGUUGCAGAUAUUGUUGUCAUGCUGAAGACUCUACCUACAAAGGAAGCGGUGGCGUCGCUAGGCAACAAAGUAUUGGAAGAACUUAAGGUGCAGGAACCCAAUGAAGUGCUGAGUAUGCUGACAAAUGACUCGGGGUUUGAGAUCAGUUCUGCUGACGCCAGCGUGAAGGGUCUGAUCACCACCAUCCCACCAAACCUGAAGAAGCUGGACCCAGAACUACAUUUGGAUGGUAAGGUGAUGCAGGGUCAUCUAGCAGCUGUCAGACAUGCAAGGUGGUUUGAAGAGAACGCUGUGCACUCAAGCAUCAAGGUGCUGAUUCGACUCCUGCGAGAUCUGAAGAACAGGUUUGAAGGCUUGCAGCCCCUCACACCGUGGAUAAUUGACCUGAUGGGUCACUAUGCCGUGAUGAACAACCCCUCCCGCCAGCCCCUACCCAUCAACGUUGCAUUUAAGCGAUGUCUGCAGCUGCUAGCGGCCGGCUUCUUCCUACCUGGGUCGGUCGGCAUCACAGACCCAUGUGAGCAGGGGACAGUCCGCGUCCACACAGUCAUGACCCUUGAACAACAGGACCAGGUGUGUUUCACGGCUCAGACGUUGCUCAGAGUUCUCAGUCACGGUGGUUUCAAACAGAUCCUUGGCAUGGAGGGCAACUCAAGUAUUGCCACAGAGAUGAGCGUGUGGGAGGGCGUGGUGGUCACCCCAUCAGACAAGGCCUACGAGAAGAUCGAGAGGAAGGAGGGAGAGGAAGAAGAGGAAGAAGGAGGAGACGAUGAAGGCAUGGACACUCAGGAGGGCCAGUAGUGAUUCCAGCUGCUCAGACAAGAUAGAAGCACUGACUAGAAGCCAUUUGCAACAUUGAGAAAAGAAAGACAAAAUUGUUCCAACUAAUAGAAAUCCUGCCAUCAUUAAAAAUACCUCUGUUUUGCGCAACAUGAUCUGUUCAUGUGAAGAGGGCUGUUUAGUUUGUUCUAUCCAGACAAUUAAAUGAUUUCAGAUGGACUGAGAGGCCUACGCUUGUGUGGGUCAUAUGUAUAAUAAGGCUGGUAAAUAGAUGUUUACUAGUCAAAGCUAUUUUGCCCAAGACAAGGGCUUUUUGUGUGGCCUAAUGAGGUCUGUUUGUAUAGAAAUGUAUGCAUUUAGUAUCAUGGUCAAACUCAUACAUUAUUCCCAUCACAUCAUGUCCUAUGCCAUAAAUGCCCCCUGGGGCGGUGGGGGUAGCUUAGUGGUUAAACGUUCGCUCAUCACACCUGAAGACCCGAGGUUCGAUUCCCCACAUGGGUACAAUGUGUGAAGCCCAUUUCUGGUGUCUCGUGGUUUAAAACCAUGCUCACUCUCUCAUAAAUGCGACUCUUUUCUUAAUCUGAUGGCCAUUGCAGUUCUGUGUCAGUGUACGGCAGACAAUCAACCCACCACCAGCAGUGAGUAAAGUACACGCAAAACACAAGACUGUCAUGUCAAUGUAUUAUUGAAAAUUGAUGAUAAUUAGGAUAAGGACUAAUGGCUUCACAGUCUGGUCAAUUUUCAGUGUACAGACAAACCACUGGUCAAGAUAUACCAGGCUACUGGAUACCAUUUUUAUGUGCAUUACCUUUAAAAAAUAUGUCGUUUAUGUGUUAUCGAAUAACCAGCCAUUUCACAAUUACAUCUGUAUAGAACUCCUACAUUGUAUGGCAAAACUUUCACAUGGAAUGUUUAGAUUGUGAAUUUGCAUAUAUUUUUUACUGAUUUUAAAAAACACACACACACACUGGAUAUCCUCGAUCGAAAUGUGGAUGUUGUACAUUGCAAGCAUGUAUGUUUCCUAUUUUACCAUUUUCAUGUUGUCAUUAAAAUCAUCUUUUUGUA